GUGGAUUGGAGUGGUCGUAAGUGGACCAUCAUAGCCAUGGCAAGCCUGUUAGAUUUUCUACAAGUCAAUAAACAGAAGACAUUUCGACCGAAGAAGCGCUUUCCCGAGGGCACCAUGCGCUACAAUUUGCACAAGAAGGCUCAGGCGACGCUCCAUUCCGGCGUUGACCUUCGAACGGCCGUACGACUACCUGUGAAGGAGAACCUCGAUGAUUGGAUCGCUGUACACACUGUGGACUUCUUCAAUCGCAUCAAUUUGAUGUAUGGUACCAUUGCUGAUGUGUGCACAAAGGAAUCUUGUCCAACUAUGUCCGGUGGAUUAAAAUACGAAUAUCUAUGGCAAGAUGGCGGUGACUAUAAGAAGCCAACUCGUCUACCAGCACCCGAAUACAUGGUGUUGUUAAUGGAUUGGAUUGAAAUUCGGAUCAAUGACGAAGCGAUUUUUCCUACUUGCACAAGUGUGCCAUUUCCAAGAGACUUUCGACAGAUCUGUAAGAAGAUACUCACCCGACUUUUCCGUGUUUUCGUACACGUUUACAUUCAUCAUUUUGACCGUUUAGUGGACAUAGGUGCGGAGCCACACGUUAACACAUUGUACAAACAUUUCUACUUUUUCGUGACCGAAUAUAAUUUGGUCUCAUCGAAAGAGCUGGAAGCGCUGGUGGGUUAUUGUUAUUAA
This is a messenger RNA of Angiostrongylus costaricensis, 678 nucleotides long. Lineage: Eukaryota; Metazoa; Nematoda; Chromadorea; Rhabditida; Metastrongylidae. The record is from the annotation of a GenBank genome assembly.